Cicer arietinum (chickpea) is the source of this 2884-nucleotide messenger RNA. Its product is annotated as pentatricopeptide repeat-containing protein At3g49170, chloroplastic. Gene Ontology annotation, biological process: RNA modification. Gene Ontology annotation, molecular function: zinc ion binding; protein binding; RNA binding. NCBI's taxonomy places the organism in Eukaryota, Viridiplantae, Streptophyta, Magnoliopsida, Fabales, Fabaceae. The record is from RefSeq and is a predicted model, not a curated record.
CCACAUAUUUUUUCUGGCUUUAUAUCUCAUUGUUGCACAUCGCAACAAAAAACUUGGUAGGAAGGAAUUUAGAAAUGCCAAGCUUAAGCCCCAACCUAUGUCUUCCUCUUCCUUCUCAUUUUCAUCUCAAAAUUAUGAACUCACCAAACAAUAAGAACAACAAAAAUAUUAACCAAACAUCAUUAUCAUUACAUAAUAAACAAAACAAGUUUAACAGCUUCAACUUCAAGCAACUCAACAAAGCAAUUUCAAACCUCAACUUAACACAAACACAAUCCGCAACUCCAACACAAACCCAUAACAUCUCUCUCCUUCUCAAAUCAUGCAUCCGAACCCAAAACUUACAACUCGGUAAACUCCUACACCGUAAACUCACUGAGUCACAACUCGAACUUAACUCGCUCCUUCUCAACUCACUCAUCACUCUCUACUCAAAAUGUGGAGACCCACAAACCGCACUUUCUAUUUUCCAAAACAUGGACAAAAACAAAAGAAACAUCGUUUCGUAUACUUCAAUGAUUUCUUGUUUCGCAAACAAUGGAAUGGAAUCAAAAGCGCUUCUUUUGUUUCUUGAAUUGCUUCUCAAAGACGGGCUUUACCCAAAUGAAUAUUGCUUCACUGCAUUGAUUCGGUCCUGUUCAAAUUCGAAGUUUUUUGAAAUUGGGUUGGCUUUGUUUGGGUUUGUGUUGAAGACUGGUUACUUUAAUUCUCAUGUUUGUGUUGGUUGUGAAUUGAUUGAUAUGUUUGUUAAAGGUGGUGGUGGCUGUGCUGAUUUGGAAUCUGCACAUAUGGUGUUUGAUAAAAUGCGUGAGAAGAAUGUUGUUACUUGGAAUUUGAUGAUUACUAGGUUAGCCCAAUUUGGUUAUCAUGGGGAUGCUAUUGAUUUGUUUUUGAGUAUGUUAGUAAGUAGUGGUUGUACACCGGAUAGAUUUACGCUAACUAGUAUAAUAUCGGUAUGCGCUGAGAUUCAAUUUUUGUCACUUGGGAAGGAAUUACAUUCUUGGGUUAUUCGGUCUGGAUUGGCUAUGGACUUGUGUGUUGGGUGUAGUUUGGUUGACAUGUAUGCAAAAUGUGGAUUAGUACAAGAUUCUAGGAAAGUGUUUGAUGGUAUGUCGGAUCAUAAUGUGAUGUCGUGGACGGCAAUUAUUGCUGGCUAUGUGCGAGGUGGUGGUGGACAAGAACGAGAAGCUUUGAGAUUGUUUAGUGAUAUGAUGCUUCAAGGUAGUGUUUCACCGAAUUGCUUCACAUUCUCUAGUGUUCUCAAGGCUUGUGCGAGUCUUCCUGAUUUUGUUUUCAGUGAACAGGUUCACGGCCAAACAAUUAAAUUAGACCUUUCUGCAGUUGGUUGUGUAGGAAAUGGUCUUGUGAGUGUGUACGCAAGGUCCGGGAAAAUGGAAUGUGCUUGCAAGUGUUUUGAUGUUUUGUUUGAAAAGAAUUUGAUUUCACGGAAUAUGGUUGUUGAUGACGCAAGUUUGAAAGAUUUAAAUUUGAAUUCUGAACAAGACUUGAACCGCAGAAUUGAAUAUGCGGGUAUUGGAGUUAGUUCCUUUACAUAUGCUAGCCUCUUGAGUGGUGCUGCUUCUAUCGGUAGAAUUGGUAAGGGGGAACAAAUUCAUGCCAUGGUGGUGAAGACAGGUUUUGGGACCAACCAAUGCGCUAAUAAUGCUUUGAUCUCUAUGUAUUCCAAGUGUGGAAACAAAGAAGCUGCUUUACAGGUCUUUAAUGACAUGGAGGAUCGCAACAUCAUAACUUGGACCUCGAUCAUAAAUGGUUUUGCAAAACAUGGUUUUGCUACAAAAGCAUUAGAGUUGUUCUAUGAAAUGCUUGAAACAUGUGUGAAGCCUAAUGAUGUCACAUACAUUGCAGUUUUAUCAGCUUGUAGUCAUGUCGGUUUGAUUGAUGAGGCAUGGAAACACUUCACUUCCAUGCGCAAUAACUGUGGUAUUGUUCCAAGGAUGGAGCAUUAUGCAUGUAUGGUCGAUUUGCUCGGUCGGUCUGGAUUACUUUCAGAAGCCAUUGAAUUUAUUAACUCAAUGCCUUUUGAUGCCGAUGCGUUGGUGUGGCGUACAUUUCUUGGUUCUUGCCGGGUUCAUCGGAACACCGAGCUUGGGGAACAUGCCGCAAAAAUGAUUCUUGAACGUGAACCUCACGAUCCAGCUACCUACAUAUUAUUGUCAAACUUGUACGCAUCAGAAGGUCGGUGGUAUGAUGUAGCAGCCAUUAGAAAAAGAAUGAAACAGAAACAGAUAACAAAAGAAACAGGUUCUAGUUGGAUUGAGGUUGAGAACCAGGUGCACAAAUUCUAUGUCGGGGAUACGUCACACCCCAAAGCACAAAAAAUAUACGAAAAACUCGACGAAUUGGCUGUGAAAAUAAAGAACAUGGGCUAUGUCCCAAAUACAGAUUUUGUUCUUCAUGAUGUGGAGGACGAACAGAAGGAACAAUAUCUAUUUCAACAUAGUGAGAAACUUGCAGUUGCAUUUGCUCUUAUUAGUAGUACACCAAAACCAAAACCUAUAAGAAUAUUUAAGAACCUUCGUGUUUGUGGUGACUGUCAUAUGGCAAUGAAGUACAUAACAAUGGUCACCGGAAGAGAGAUUGUAGUGAGAGAUGCAAACCGGUUUCAUCACAUAAAGGACGGAACAUGCUCUUGCAAUGAUUAUUGGUGAUCCAUAUACAUCCAAUUAGUAUAAACGCGUUGACCUGUAAAUUUUGUAGUUAUUCACAAUCUUGUUGCUUAGACUGUAUAAAUGUUGUGAAUGUAGAAGCUCAGCUUUGAACUCAGAAGCAUUUUUUUUUUUUUUGCAUCGAUGUUGUCAAAAUGCUGAUCCUGGUCUGUGCCAUUCUUCUCUUGAAUUGUUUGACGUGAAGUAAUUCCACAAAA